AUGGAUGUUGGCUAUUUAUCAUUUCAUGAUGAAAUUCCAAUAUUUUCUUCUCUCCUUCGGGAAUUGCAUAUUAAUGUAUCCAGUUUGACCGAAUGUCUUUAUUUACUUGAUGGACGAUUGAAUCAACUUCGUAUUUUUUAUGUAAAUAUUAAAAUUAUUCAUCAUAUAGCACCAAACAUUGAUAUGAAAAAAAAAUUGGAUAAUUUGAGAUGUUUUUCAUUAAUCAGUAAGAAUGAAACAUUUUGCUAUAGUCAAUCGAUUGUACCACUUUUACAUCGAAUGUCAAAUUUGAAAAGACUUGAUUUAUAUUUAAUAAUUGAUGAGAACAAAUUUAUUGAUGGAAAUUGUUUGAACAAUGAUAUUAUUAAUCAUUUGCCAAGAUUAAAUCAUUUCAUAUUUAAUAUUCAAUCAAGGAUAUAUGAAUAUAAUCAAACUGAUAUUCGAUCAAAUGAAGACAUUCAAAUUACAUUUAAAACUUUUCCAAAUCAUAAAGUUAUUUCUUGUGUUGAUUUUUUUCCAGAACAGAAUUUUGCUCGAUGUCAUUAUUAUUCAUAUCCAUAUACAAUGGAAAAUUAUGAUAAAAUUAGCAAUAAUUUUCCAGGUGGAUUAUUCAAAUGUGUUCGUGAAAUAUCAUUAUUUGAUGAACGUCCUUUUCAACAUGAAUUUUUUAUUAAAAUAUCUGAAGCAUUUCCAUUUCUUCAAAAAUUAACUCUUGAGAAUUUUCAAUCACAAAAUAAAAAAUCAGAUGAAGAUGAUCAAUAUUUAUCGAUCAUUGAAUAUUCUUAUUUAACAGAAUUACGUCUUCUUGAUGUUCAUGAUGAUUAUAUUGAACAAUUUCUUUUUCAUUCAAAAUCAGUUUUACCAAAUAAUAUAUCUUUAUCGGUUCAAUAUGAUUUUCUCAAACGUGUAACAAAUCAUUUCACAAGAGAACAAACUAGAAUUAAUUCAGCAAAAAUUAAACAUGUUUUUCUAGCUGGUCCUGGUCAACACCAUUUAUCAAAAGACUUCUAUCAGUAUUUUCCUAAUUUACAAUCGUAUUGUUUUUCUUUAAUCACAUAA
Rotaria sordida is the source of this 1059-nucleotide messenger RNA. NCBI's taxonomy places the organism in Eukaryota, Metazoa, Rotifera, Eurotatoria, Philodinida, Philodinidae. The record is from the annotation of a GenBank genome assembly.